GUCCUGUACUACAAACUGCCUCAGCUAUGCGUGCUUUACCCUGAGAUAUAAGAAACCGUUACGCCGGUGUUGUAUAUUGAUAAUACUGCUAGCUGUUCAGUACCUAAAAGAAUCUCAAUCCGACUCAACGACAAAUCGACUAUGGCGUCCGACGACGACCACGAAGAUUACAGCCUGGACGACGUGGCUCGAUUAGCGGCGGAGGAACAACGCAGUCGGCCUCAGAUGGAUUUAAAUCCAUUUGACAAACGUUCGAAAACCGUUGUAGGUCUUAACAUGGCGCAACCACUUCUACCUGUAGUUAAUCGUAACCGCCCUGUACAGAUGCAACAUCACCCGCAAAUGCAACUACAGCAGCAACCACCACAGGCGCAACCCAUACAUGAAGGUCAAGGUCAACGUCAGGCAGAACGGCAUCAAAGACGAACAGCGCCAUGCCCACCUAAAGAAGGCUAUGCUUGGGAAAACACGAACGGAAAUGAUGACGUUAUGCUGGCUUAGCUUUACGUCAGACCUCCUGGACUUCUUAGAAAAGAUUCAUGUGUUUCGAUGGACCAAAUACAUUACGUGACAAAUAGGCUUACCUAAUUUCAAAACUUAUUAUGUAGAGUAGUCAACUAACUGGAUGUAUCGUAAUAAAAUGCUAAAACAUUAAAUGAUCCUUAGUUAAGUUUGUGAAAAGCAAUGUCAGUGUUUAAAACUGGGAUGGGAAGAGUUUCCACUUCAUCCAUCCUAAGUUCAAAUUUAUGUUAACCAACAAUGUUUGUUUGAUGUUUUGUUUGUUUGUAGCUUUGUUUGUUACAUUGUAGUUGUUUGUUUUGGGGAUUUUGUUUUGUUGUUGUUUUGUUGUUGUUGCUGUUGUUGUUCGGGGUUUUUUGUUAUUUGUGUUGUUGUUGUUGUUGUUGAUGUGGCAGUUUUAUCUAAAUAAACUCUUC
This is a messenger RNA of Gigantopelta aegis, 935 nucleotides long. RefSeq lists its product as uncharacterized. The transcript is spliced from 4 exons. The coding region runs from base 142 to 501 and encodes 119 amino acids. NCBI's taxonomy places the organism in Eukaryota, Metazoa, Mollusca, Gastropoda, Neomphalida, Peltospiridae. The record is from RefSeq and is a predicted model, not a curated record.